Molecule: messenger RNA, 1635 nt
Organism: Endocarpon pusillum Z07020
Lineage: Eukaryota; Fungi; Ascomycota; Eurotiomycetes; Verrucariales; Verrucariaceae
Exons: 2
Coding region: 1-1635 (544 amino acids)
Biological process (GO): intracellular calcium ion homeostasis
Cellular component (GO): perinuclear region of cytoplasm
Source: RefSeq, a predicted model, not a curated record
AUGGCAGCACAUCAGCUCACCAUCGAAAGAGCCAAAUUUUCUGCUUGCUUGCUCAAACCCGACAUUCCUACAGUGAACCGCGAUCAGGUUGCAGUUUGCCUAGAGCGACUCGACAAGGCGGUUUCGCGAUGCUCGCCUUCAAAUAUACAGAGCUGUAUCGCCUGGCUUUUAAGCAACAUUGUGUCUUCUUCCCCCCGUGUUGUGGGGCUAGGCAAAUAUUUAGUUGCCCUAGCCAACGCGGAGGAUACCUCGAGGAAUGAAGAUGGAUACGACAAAAAGACAAAGACCUCGUCUUCAACUUGUCGCAAACGGCUGCAUAUUCUCUAUCUCUUGAAUGACCUUCUACAUCAUACAAAAUAUCACACAUCGAAUUCUUCCUCAUUCCCCAGCUUCGUCGAGCCUUUACAACCAUUUAUAACCGAGCUUGUCCAGCUUGCUUCACGUCAGGACCGCCCAAAGAUCCGGACGCGGAUAGACAGUUUGUUGCAGGUAUGGGAAGAAGAUGCUUACUUCAGCAAAGGCUAUGUGGACAAAUUGAAAGAAAGCGCAGUCCCCAAUGCCACGGGCACAGCUGGUGAAGCGUUUGUUGAUCGUGUAACUUCGACCAGUCAAAUUCGCGACGAGAAAGACCAAGCGUACCUGAUGCCAGCAAGUCAUGGAGAUUCAUCCACACCAUAUUACGAUUUGCCUGCUGGGAAUCUGAUGCCUCAUAUCAUGCCAAAUAGAUCAAUACCGAUUCGAAUGGAUGAUGUUCGAGCCUUGCAAUUUGCCGCUGGCCCGGCAGACGACAACUUGGUCGUUGCUCUCAAACACUUCAUGAGCGCCGUGGAGAAGCUCGACAACCCUGUUAUGGAUGUCCACGACGGUGAGGGUAACACAGAGGAUGUGGAUGAGCUUGGACAACCUUUGUUACGCGAUGAGGCGGGGGAGUUUAUCACCGGACAUACAUAUUACGGGUGGAGCCGCGCAUUCUGCGAAAAGAUGCGUGGUCGAAGUGUAAAGAAGGUAGCACGCUCAGGUAGGGAAAGAUCAUACAGCUCAAGCAGGAGUCGGAGCCGAAAUCGACGGAAGAGAAGACGAUAUAGCCAUUCCACAAGUAGCACAUCUGCAUCUUAUAGUCGAUCACGAUCAAGAAACCGGUCGAACUACAACAACUUCGGAAAUGGUCGGCAAGAAAAUAGCUCAUCAGAGAGAGGACAUCACGAUAACCGUCCAAGUUCUCAGCCCCGCAUAUACAAUUCCACAUUUCAACCAGCAAUGUCUCAGUCGGAUACGCAGCCUCCAGAAAAAAAUGGUCCCUUUCAUGAGAUGUCUACGCAAGGCUUUCAGCAUCCAGCUUAUCCGCUUCCAGAAGGUAUUCCUUUGCCUCCUUCCUUGUCGGCUCCCCACAAGAGAUUCAGUCAGCACGUCUUUCCGCCACCUCCUUUAGGUCUUGGAAACCUUCCUAUCCCCCCGCCGGUAAAUUAUUCUGGACCAUGGCCUCCACCGCCUCCCCCACCGCCUUCGAAUAUGGUUUUCAAGACAAGUUCAAGCAAUGAGCCAUACUAUCCAUCACAAGGCUUUUCAAGGCCACCUUCAUACCAAGGAGAACCAAGCCAUGGUAGUGGCUCAGACCACACUCAGUGGCCGCGUUGA